Chlorocebus sabaeus (green monkey) is the source of this 2018-nucleotide messenger RNA. The record is from RefSeq and is a predicted model, not a curated record. Lineage: Eukaryota; Metazoa; Chordata; Mammalia; Primates; Cercopithecidae.
UCCGAGGUGCUGGUGCCGGCCGAAGCCCCGGGCAGCGCUUUGUCGCGUCCGCCCCUCGGUGAUCAGCUCCGGGUCCCCCUGCUCGGCCCCACGCGCCCCGAGCGCAGUCCCCGGAAGUGCGCGCCGGGGCCCCAGCGAAGAGACAGCUUGGUGACCUUGGUGUGUCUGCUCAGCUCAAGCUGCCAACACUUACUGACACCCUCGUGUGCCAGGCACAGUUCCAGGCCUUGGAAGCAGAGAUGAACAAGAUACUUUUUGUGCCCAAGGAGCUCAGCAAUCCAGUGUGGAGACAGACAAGGGAAUCAGAGAUAGUAAUGCAAUGUUUUGCUGUCCAUCUCUCAUUACAAGUCUGAGAACCCAACUGGGGCCAAGCAAGUUUUAGAACCUCUACUAGCUGAUGCCAACAUCGUCAGAGAUGAACUGUUCUUACCAGAAACUUCUCUGCUCCUGACAGCACACCUCUCCCCAGGAAACAUUUGCCAGACAGAUGAAGAGAAGGGGGGCAUUUAGGCAAAAGGAAGACUGUGACCAAAAGCAUGAAGAGAGGAAAGGGCUUGCUCUACUUGGGGAAACUAAAAAAGAGAAGGAGAGUGGCCACGUUGAUUCAGCCAAGCACCUCCAGGAGGUCCCCUCUGGAUGUCCCAUGAGGCUGCCCCUCAGCCACAACCCAGAGCACGUGGAGAUGGCUUUGCUCAGCAACAUCCUAGCGGCCUAUUCUUUUGUCUCAGAAAAUCCUGAGCGAGCAGCUCUGUACUUUGUUUCUGGCGUAUGCAUCGGGCUGGUGCUGACCCUGGUUGCUUUGGUGAUAAAGAUCUCUUGCCACACAGACUGCAGGCGGCGUCCCAAGAAGAAGUUCCUGCAGGACAGAGAGAGCAGCAGCGACAGCAGCGACAGUGAGGACGGUAGUGAGGACACCGCGUCCGAUCUCUCCGUGCGGAGACACCGCCGCUUCGAGAGAACUUUGAACAAGAACGUGUUCACCUCCGCGGAGGAGCUGGAGCGCGCCCAGCGGCUGGAGGAGCGCGAGCGCAUCAUCAGGGAGAUCUGGAUGAAUGGCCAGCCUGAGGUGCCCGGGACCAGGAGCCUGAACCGCUACUAUUAGGGAGCAGUAGGACCCCCGGACACCACUGGAGGCCGCCUGGAAGGGAGAGGAUCUGCAGGGACAGUGGGCACAAGGAACUGAACCCAGCUCUGCUAAUACUGUGAUUUCAGAGAAAAACCAGGACAUGCCCCUUUUCUAGCCAGGGGGAUUGCUCCUUUUUACCCAAAUGUAUGGAGAAGUAGAAAAAUCAAAGCAGUUCAUCAAUCUUCCAGGUCUUGGAAUGGUGCUGAAAAACCCUCUCCAACACUGUGGAUGGAGAUCAGAGAAACGCGACUUUGGUUUCUCUUGAUUUCUGAGGAUCUCAGAAGUUUCUGCAGACUUCCUUGCUAUGUGUUAUUCCUUUGCAAAAGGAAAGAUCAUUAUAGUAUGAGGGCUUGGAAUAGCGGGGUGAACUUAACCCAAUAAAUGCAAUUUCCUAAAUGACUCCAUGCUAUGGAGGUGAUUCGGAUUCAAAUAGCGUGAUCCAUGCUUAUUAUUUAAGGCUGAUUUUUAAAAUCUCGUUUUGCAAGGGCAACGCCGUCCAUUUUAACUGGCACCUCAGGGAUUAAAAUCCUAUUUUUUAGUAUAGUUCCCAUCUCAUUCAUGAAAAAUGAAUAGAACUAUUGUAUUAUGGGAGAUGUGUCAGUGAACUAGAAAAUGUCAAUAACCUCAAAGGAUGAAGGGUUUUUAUUUUAAAUAGUUUAUAAAAUAUAUAUUGACAUGCAUAUUUGAAAAUGCUGCAUAAAAAUAAAAGUGGUGUGUUUUCCCCCUCUUUGGAGACAAGAAAAUUUUAUUAUGAUUCUAGAUAAUUGUGAUUUUAAACACUUUGUUUUUUUAAAAAAAGUUUGAAUUUCAAAGAAAAGAAUGGAAAUGAGAGGUAAGGAUUAAAGACAAAGUUAGGAUGGGAAUUAAAAAAAUAAACAUUACAUAAAACCUU